UGCACUAUCUGCACUAUCUCACUUAAAUCAUCCCUUGUACUAAAUAAUUAAAUAUACGUUUCUGGUCCUAAUGUUGUCAGGUGUAUUAUUGGGAUUUCAAUUCUAAAAGCAGUCUGUAAUCUUAUGUAAGAAGAGUCGCCCAUUAAUAGGCAAACAUAAGAUCAUAUACACCAUGGCGUUCUCUUUUGAUCUUUUAUUUUUCUCAGUUUCCUCAGUUGUAUUCCUUCUAGCCCUUUUGAAAUGGUUCUAUGCUGCUUCUAAACCCCAAAAAAAGCUACCACCAUCUCCACCAAAGCUCCCAAUAAUUGGAAAUCUUCACCAGCUUGGCUUGCUUCCGCACAGAUCCCUCCAGUCAUUGUCAAGAAAAUAUGGCCCACUCAUGCUACUUCAUUUUGGAAGCAAGCCAGUGCUGGUAGCCUCUUCCGCUGAUGCAGCUAGCCAGAUCAUGAAAACCCAUGAUCUGGUUUUUUCAAACAGGCCUAAAUCGAGCAUUAAAGAUAGACUAUUCUACGGAAGUAAGGACGUAGGAUUUACACCGUAUGGUGAGUAUUGGAGACAAGCCAAAAGCAUUUGUGUGCUGCAUCUUUUGAGUAACAAAAGGGUUCAGUCAUAUCAGUAUGUUAGAGAAGAAGAGACAUCACUCAUGAUCGAAAAGAUCAGCCAGAUGUGUUCUUCUUCACCUGUAAACUUAACUGAAAUAUUUGUAACUCUCGCAAAUGAUAUAAUUUGUAGGGUUGCCCUGGGGAGGAAGUAUAGUGAGGAAGAAAAAGGAAGGAAAAUUAUGGAAACUUUUAUGGUUUUUGUUGAGUUACUGGGUGUUUUUGAUGUAGGAGACUACAUUCCUUGGCUUUCAUGGGUUAAUCGUUUCAAUGGUUUGGACUUGAAAGUGGAGAAAUUUGCUAAACUGAUUGAUGAAUUUCUUGAGGGUGUAAUAGAAGAGCACAUAAAUAAGAGGAAAGGUGAGGCUGAAAAUGACCAUUCCGUUGAGGCAAGAUGCCUAGACUUUGUGGACAUUCUGAUCGAGGUUAAUAAGGAAAGCACUAUCGGCUUUGCUCUUGGCCGUGAUGAUAUGAAAGCUAUCAUCCUGAACAUGCUUGUCGAUGGAACUGACACAACAGAGUCAGUUGUGGAAUGGGCAAUGUCAGAACUUCUAAAGAAACCUAUAACCUUGCAGAAAUUACAGGCUGAGGUAAGAGAAGUGACCCAGGGAAAACCAGAAAUAACUCAAGAUGAUUUGGAGAAGAUGAGAUACUUAAAAGCAGUGAUUAAAGAAACUCUACGAUUUCAUGUUCCUGUUCCAUUACUGGUUCCUCGAGAAUCAACUCAAGACAUCAAAAUAAUGGGGUGUGAUAUACCAGCAGGCACACUAGUGUUGGUGAAUGCUAGUGCAAUUGCAAGAGACCCCCUGUUGUGGGAGAACCCUGAGGAAUUUCAACCUGAGAGGUUUCUGAAUUCCAAUAUAGAUUUUCGAGGUUUUAACUUUGAGUUAAUUCCUUUUGGUGCCGGACGAAGGGUUUGCCCGGGUAUCAACUUCGCCAUAUCCGUAAAUGAACUUGCAUUGGCAAAAUUGGUCAACAAAUUUAAUUUUGCGUUGCCUGAUGGAAUCAAGCCUGAGGAUCUGGACAUGACUGAAGCAGCUGGUAUCACAGUUCACAGAAAACAUCCUCUACAUGCUAUUGCCACCCCAUAUCUUUGUUAAUGGCUUCGUAUUCAUAUGCUUUCUUUUUUAUUUUUGUGGUCUUAUUUCUAGUGGAAGUUCUCGUACUAUUAAUAAGUGAUAAUAAUAAUGUAAUAAUAUAAAAAAAUAAAAAGGUAUUUUGUUUAA
Coffea arabica (coffee) is the source of this 1825-nucleotide messenger RNA. Its product is annotated as norfluorocurarine oxidase. The record is from RefSeq and is a predicted model, not a curated record. Gene Ontology annotation, molecular function: heme binding; iron ion binding; oxidoreductase activity, acting on paired donors, with incorporation or reduction of molecular oxygen. Lineage: Eukaryota; Viridiplantae; Streptophyta; Magnoliopsida; Gentianales; Rubiaceae.